Molecule: messenger RNA, 2873 nt
Organism: Rhinopithecus roxellana (golden snub-nosed monkey)
Lineage: Eukaryota; Metazoa; Chordata; Mammalia; Primates; Cercopithecidae
Gene: ILDR1
Product: immunoglobulin like domain containing receptor 1
Exons: 8
Coding region: 139-1779 (546 amino acids)
Cellular component (GO): plasma membrane
Molecular function (GO): high-density lipoprotein particle receptor activity
Source: RefSeq, a predicted model, not a curated record
GUCCCUCCGCGCUGCGCCGAGUGAGGGGAAACCCGAGGGGUUCCCUGGAGAAGGUGGUGCGUCCUGGGGCGGCAGCUGAGGAAGAAAGACGCAGUGCCCCGAAGCCCCUGAGCUGAAAAGGGCCAGAAAGGGGGCGGCAUGGCAUGGCCCAAACUGCCCGCACCUUGGCUGCUGCUCUGCACUUGGCUCCCAGCAGGGUGCCUGUCCUUGCUUGUGACGGUCCAGCACACAGAACGCUAUGUCACCCUGUUUGCCUCUAUCAUCCUCAAAUGUGACUAUACCACCUCUGCCCAGCUCCAGGACGUGGUGGUGACAUGGCGCUUCAAGUCGUUCUGCAAGGACCCUAUCUUUGACUACUACUCAGCGUCAUACCAGGCAGCUUUAUCCCUGGGCCAGGACCCAUCCAACGACUGCAACGACAACCAGCGGGAAGUUCGCAUCGUGGCCCAGCGGCGGGGGCAGAAUGAGCCCGUGCUGGGGGUAGAUUACCGGCAGCGCAAGAUCACCAUCCAGAACCGAGCAGAUCUUGUGAUUAAUGAAGUGAUGUGGUGGGACCAUGGAGUGUAUUACUGCACCAUUGAGGCUCCAGGGGACACAUCAGGAGACCCCGAUAAGGAAGUAAAGCUCAUCGUCCUGCACUGGCUGACCGUGAUCUUCAUCAUCUUGGGAGCCCUCCUCCUCCUGCUGCUGAUUGGAGUGUGCUGGUGCCAGUGCUGUCCUCAGUAUUGCUGCUGCUACAUCCGCUGUCCCUGCUGUCCCACCCGCUGCUGCUGUCCUGAGGAAGCCCUGGCCCGCCACCGCUACAUGAAGCAGGCCCAGGCCCUAGGUCCUCAGAUGAUGGAAAAACCCCUGUACUGGGGGGCGGACAGGAGCUCCCAGGUUUCAUCUUAUCCAAUGCACCCGCUGCUGCAGCGAGAUUUGUCCCUGCGGUCCAGCCUCCCUCAGCUGCCAAUGACCCAGACCACCAAUCACCCUCCCAUCACCAAUAGUGUCCUGGAGUAUUUGGAGAAAGAACUGCGGAACCUCAACCUGGCACAGCCUCUGCCCCCUGACCUCAAAGCCAGAUUUGGCCAUCCCUGCAGCAUGCUGUCCUCCCUGGGCUCCGAGGUUGUGGAACGCAGAAUCAUCCACCUGCCCCCACUGAUCAGAGACCUGUCAUCCUCAAAGAGGACCAGUGACUCCCUGCACCAGCAGUGGCUCACCCCAAAUCACUCCAGGCCCUGGGAUCUGAGAGAUGGGAGAAGGCAGCACCAUUACCCUGAUUUCCACCAGGAGCUCCAGGACCGGGGGCCAAAGUCUUGGGCAUUGGAAAGAAGGGAACUGGACCCAUCGUGGAGUGGAAGACACCGUAGCUCUAGGCUGAAUGGGUCACCCACACACUGGUCAGACAGGGAUAGCCUAAGCGAUGUCCCCUCGUCCAGCGAGGCACACUGGCGGCCGAGCCACCCUCCUUUCAGGAGCCGCUGUCAGGAGAGGCCCCACAGGCUCAGCCCCCGGGAGAGCACUCAGAGGCACGGGAGACGACGCAGGCACCGCAGCUACUCUCCUCCCCUGCCCUCCGGCCUCAGUUCCUGGAGCUCUGAAGAGGACAAGGAGAGGCAGCCCCAGAGCUGGGGGGCCCAUUGCCGCCGCUCGUACUCCCCACACUGGCCCGAGGAGAAGCCACCUAGCUACCGCUCACUGGAUGUCACUCCAGGCAAGAAUAGCAGGAAAAAAGGAAGUGUGGAGAAGCGUUUGGAGAAAGACAGCUCUCAUAGCGGAAGGAGUGUGGUCAUUUAGUCACCAGGCACACAGCACAACUUCUGUGGCUACUUCUCGGCUCCUGUGUGUCAUCAGCAUCACCUAGAUUUCCAGCUGACUUGGGACCUGCAAGUCUGAAUCUAACAGUUUUGGCUUAGAUUCUGAGAAUCAAAUAGAAGAAUUUUAAAUACAAGAUUUUGAGAUUGGGUGUAGUGGCUCACACCUGUAAUCCCAGCACUUUGGGAGGCUAAGGUGAGAGAAUCACUUGAAACUAGGAGUUCAAGAUCAGCCUGGGAAACAUAGUGAGAACCCAUCUCUACAAAAAAUUUUUAAAAAAAUUAGUUGGGUGUGGUGGCAUGCACUUGUAUUCCCAGCUGCUCAAGAGGCUGAGGCAAGAGGAUCCCUUGAGCCGGGAGUGCAAGGCUGCAAAGAGCCAGGAUCCCAUGAUCACACAUCUGUUCUCCAGCCUGGGCAAUAGAGCAAGUCCCCAUCACUAAAUAAAACCAAAAAGCCAAAAAACAAAACAGUUAGAGUGUGAGGAAUUACCAACUGUAGUUUUAGCCUUGGUUCAUGCUCUCUUGCAUAUUUAUAUAGUCUCUGACUUGUAAUGGACCCUGACUGGAAUGUGAUUCCUCAGGAACUUAGUAGCCUGAGUCUUUCAGUAGAUUACACUGCCCAGAACCAUGGCCAUUCUCAGAGUGAGAACUUGGGAAUUUUUAAGAAGAAAUCAAACACGUUUCAGGAAGAGGAAAUCUAUGGAGUAUUAUAGGGACAUUCCCAUGGGAAUGUGUCUUCCUCCAUGGCAGGUCUUGAGGGUCCUUUCUUGUUAGGAGUUUAUCCUGCCAUCCCCAUGCCCAGUCCUGAGGUUCCAGUCAGAGAUGGCACAGGAAAUACCCCAGCCAUGUGCCACUCAUGGGCUAUUUAUUAUAAGUGUAGAAAAUCACAGAGAAGCAGUUUUGCACCAGCCUUGUUCCUGUGCCUUGUUUUCCUCUUGGUCUUUUUUACCUGUAUAUCUAAUUUAUAUGUUCGUAUAUAUUGUGUAUUGAUUGAAGUCACUUUCAACCCUUCUUGGGAAUGACACAGUAUAUAAAUAAGAAAGAAAGAAACAAACCAUACCAAGCUGAACGUGCUGC